Messenger RNA from Eriocheir sinensis (Chinese mitten crab), 1299 nucleotides. RefSeq lists its product as uncharacterized. The record is from RefSeq and is a predicted model, not a curated record. The transcript is spliced from 3 exons. Lineage: Eukaryota; Metazoa; Arthropoda; Malacostraca; Decapoda; Varunidae. Bases 184 to 582 code for a protein of 132 amino acids.
GCUCACAUAUGAGGAGUCCGGCGGUAGUGGCGCGUGCCCUGUCAUAAGUGUAACCAUCACGUACCCUUUGAGGCUCCUAAAUACUCUUCACAACGCAUGUGACCAGUUGUUGUGUCGCGUGUAACCUAGAUUGACGCAGCGACGGAGGGGCAGCCUGAGGGACCGAACACCGAUUCCUGGAUAAUGUCUGAGGGCGGCAGUCGGGGCGACGUGGCAAUGAGGGUGAUCGCGAAAGUCCACAGGCCGGGGGUCACGCCGGAGGAAAUGGUGGUCGGCUACAACGAGUGGUCCGAGAACUACGAGGAGAUGAUGAUCUGGAAAGGCGGGUACCGUGGCCCCGCCAUCACGCUGGAGGAGGCGCUGCGUUGGGUACCCCCGGAGCGGCGAGCUAAGGCCAGGGUGCUGGACGUGGCCGCUGGGACGGGCUGCGUGGGCCGCGAACUCCACCGGGAAGGCUUCAGGUGGGUGCCGCAGGGCCGCAGACAGGGGGAUGUCCGGUCACCAUACUUAAAUAUCCUCCAGUCCACUGCCUCCUGCCUGCCAGUGCCUCAGCCUCAACACGAGUCCAACGCCAAGAGAUGAAGAUGAUGUGUUGGAAAUUACAGCUGCUUCUGAAGAGGCAGGGCCGCUGGGUGGGAACUGGGAGCGGGCAGGAGCGGCAUUACUAUAGUCCAUCAACUCUAACCUAAAAUUGAGCCCUGUGACUUGGCCCGGGGAAACCCCCAUUGUUUACAGAUCUAGCGAUGACCUGCGCAUGACGUUUUGUCUCACUGUUAGUCUGUACGUUAUCUAUUUAUGGAAUUUACAUACAUUCAUAAUACGACUGCGUGGUGUUAUGAAUGGCUUGGGAUUAGAGGGAUUGAUUGAUUGAUUGAUUGAUAUAGAGUUUCUUUAAUGGCGCCGCAACAUCUUGGUCAUAUGGCACCGGAGUAAUAAAAUGUAAGGCAAAUAAUUAAAAUAAUCUAAGGGUGAUAAAAGUUAUUAGAAAGAUAGUUUUGAAAUGGUCCAUUCAGAUAUAGCACUAGUUUAAAAUAUAAUGUUUAUUAAAAAUGCAUUAGUGAAAUACAAAGAACUUUCUAUGAAGAGACCCUACAAGAGAUGGAGGAUGCCCAUCUCCUGCAGAUACCCCAUGACGUCAUGUCCAGGGGUGAGCGCCUUUUCACCCAGCAUUAGGGAAAGGGAAAAAUUCCCAUGUACAUCACGACACCGGGAGAGGUACUGCUCUCGCAGAUCCCGCAGACUGGGGCACUCGACCUGGGAUUAGAGGGAAAGACAACGACUCAGUAAACCUUCCAUAUC